Messenger RNA from Cotesia glomerata, 5793 nucleotides. It is a transcript of the gene FAM21, whose product is annotated as WASH complex subunit 2. The transcript is spliced from 9 exons. Lineage: Eukaryota; Metazoa; Arthropoda; Insecta; Hymenoptera; Braconidae. The record is from RefSeq and is a predicted model, not a curated record. Bases 136 to 5091 code for a protein of 1651 amino acids.
UGGAUCUUGUCAUUCACCAGAGUAACGAUAGGCGUAUCACUUAUUAUUCAUUAUUAUCAAAAGCAAAAAAAUAUCAUGAUAAAAGGAUUAAAAAAUUAUAUGAUUUCACUGUGAUGGUAGUGAACUGGAUAAAAAAUGAAUUUAUCGACAUCAGAAGAAGGUGAAAAAUCAUGGGACCACCCUUGGAGUACCGAUGAGAUUAGAUUGAAGCAGCAUGAGUGGAGUUUGGCUGGAGAUGUCGGUUUAUUAAGACACCUUGAAAAAUUUUCCGAAACAUUGACAUCUAGGGUUAAAUCUACGCAAGAAAACCUCGACUCGCUUACUAGUGAUCUAAACGAGACAACUGUGCUGAUAGAUAAUGUAACAAACGCGUCACUAGCCCUCGCUAAUACUCAGUUUAUUGAAAGCCGGGUCUACGAAGAUGACCCAAGCAGCGAAGAGCAUCAAAAGAAAAAAACCGAGACUGUUAAUGUCCAGAAAGAAUUAAGCGAGGCUGAGGUGAUUGCAAUAGUCAGCGAAAACAUCCAGCGAGGGCUCCAAAUAAUGGACGAAAAAUAUGACCGGCUGGAAGUGGUCGCGAGUGACGACAGCGAUGAUGAAAAUCCCAGCCAGUCGAUGGUGUCAGUGCCGAGCUUUAUCCUCAGGCCAAAGGAUCCUUACAAAGACCGUCCAUUGCCGUAUGUGAUUGGUUCGGACAAAUGGCAAGCUUCGAAUAAAAUAGGAAUUGAGUCGAGCAGCAGCGAGUCAGAGGCUCUGGAUAAUGAGGAAGAUGAUGAUGACGAUGAUGAUGAUGAGAGCACUGAGGGUGAUAAAAUUACACAUAUCUUUAAUUCUACUCAAAGAAAUAAUUUGCUGGCCAAAAGAUCCUCAUUGUCGUCCAGCGAAUCUAGUGACUUUAAUGAUAAAAGUAAUAAUACUAAUAAGCUAGCCAGUGGUCCUAGUUCGACGACUGAUAAGAUGUACACCAGGAGUCAGGAUACGCUUAAUUCAACCUCGGAAAUUGACACGCCUGUUGAAGUAAAAGGGAAGACGGGCAGAGACGCUCCUGGUUUCGCUGAAGAACUUGCCAAGAGGCUGGGAAGUGUUUUGCCUGGUGCUAAGGUUGAUAGCUCCAAAGCUGAUGUUGAUAGGUCGUCUGUCAAUCGUUCCAAUGAUGAUCUGUUUGAUAAUGAGAAGAAGAAUGAAGAUAUAUUCAAUGUUAAAAAGGACAAACUAUUUAGUGAUGGAGGGCUGUUUGAUGAGGACGUACCGAAUCGUUUAUGGAACAAUAAGCCAUUGAGACGUCCGCAAUCUAAUAUCAUUCCCGCCAGUAUUGAUUUACCGCCACCGAUCCAUUCUGUUGAAGCUAAACCUAAAUCUUCAAUCGACGAUCUGUUUGGUGACGUGGAUUCUGACGAAUCUGACGAUAUAUUCGCGCCUCGUAGCUCGACUAAGAGUACUACUGUUGAUAAAACUAGCGUGAGUGAUAAACCAAAGAAUGAGUCGAAUAGAUUUCCUAUUAUUGAUCAAACGGGUGGUGAAAAAGUCGCGACAAGUACGCCGGAUAUUAAUACCAGUGUCCCUAAUCUGUUCGAUGACGAUGAGGAUGACAGUUUGUUUAAUUCUGUUAAAAAUUCAGCGCCAGUCAGGUCACCAAAGGCGGUACGAAGUUCACCUCGCGGCCGAGUACCCGGUGUGUUGAUAAGUCAGGCAGACCUUUUAUCUUCGAGCUUAGGCAGCAAAAUAUUUCAGCGUGCGCGUCAAGAUUCUUCGGAGUCAUCUGAAACUGAAGAGAGUGUCGGAUUCAAAGGAGAAGGAGAUAGGAAUGCAUCGGUGGUUACUGUUGAUAAUGUUAGUCGCAGUAGUAGUAUAAGUAGCAAAAGUAAUGCUACUCAGUCGCGAGAAAAUGAUAAAACUACAUCCCGGUCUAACGCGAGCUCGACUAUCGCCGGAAAUCGGAUUCAUGUCAGUAGAGAAAGUAGUGACAGCAGUGGAAUUUCAGUACCACCACUCAGUAUCAGUAGCAAUUUGUCUAUAAGCCUCGGUCUCGAACAACCGCAGAUGGAAUCAACUCGUUUGAUUUCUGAAGAAUUAUCCCGAGAAAGAUUAACAAGCGACAGCCUUUUAAAUCAACGAUCACGUCAGCAAGGUGAAGAAGUUAAUUCUGGACGUGAUGUAAGCGCUCCAGCAUCAGGAGGAGCUGUGCAGGAGCACUUGACCACCAACUCUAGUAGUAACAUUAAAAGCAAUGCUAAUAGUAAAGAAGUAAAUAUAUUUGAUGAUGACGUAUUUAGCCCACCACCGUUGCCUAAAAGUGAUAUCAAGUCCAAGUCCAAAGUAGUGUCACUUUUUGACGAUUCUGAUUCGGGUGACGAUCUAUUUUCGAAUACAAGUUCUGGCUCGCGUUCGCAAAAGAGCGCAGAUGUACUAGCUCACAGUAAUAAUAAUUUACCGCAUAAACUUGCUCAAGAAGCUAAGUCAAAAAUUAAUCAGACGAAGCUGAAGCACAGUUUGUUUGAUGACGAUAAUGAUAAGAUUGAAGAUAUCUUUGGCAGCGCAGACGAUUCGGACAUUGACAUUUUCGCGAGACAAAAGUCUAAAUCAAAUACUUUGUCAUCUGAUCUACCUGCUAAUAAGGCCAGUGUGAAUAAUAAUACCACUGAAGAAAUUAAAGUAGGUGAUAAAAAAUCACCUAGUUUUAUCUCGAACAAGUCUGAGAAGAAAACUUUGAGUAUUUUUGAUGACAGCGACGAGGAAGACGACGAUUUGUUCAGUACAAAUACUAAAAUAGCGAAGAAACCUUCAAAUAUGUUUUAUGGGGGCGGUAUUACUCCAAGUGGAGGCGGAAUGAGUGAUGAUGUUGAUGAUCUUUUCGUAAAGUCAACAUCAACAUUAACAGAAAAUAAACUUGAAGAAGAAAAAGAGAAGGAGGAGGAGGAGGUGGAAGCCGUAAAACAGGCGGCGAGUCCGAAAAAAGAUUCCGCUGAGGCCGUGACGCUUGUGGAGGGAGAGAAGAAAAGUAAAGUCAAACUAGAUGAGAAACAGAACAACAGUGACCACGUACUCCCGUCAGUUGAUGAUAAUUUACAUUCACAGAGCCGCAGGCUUUUUGAUGACUAUGCGGGUGAAGAUAGUGACGACGAGGACAGUCUUUUUGGAAAAUCAAAUGUAAAGCGAGGCUUUCCUGUUUUUAAUGACAGUGUUGUAAAUAUUAAAGAAACUAAAAUAACAAGUGUACAAAUUACUAGUGAGCGAGUAGAUAAUUAUUCUGAUACUGAGACUAAUAGUGUUUCUGCAAUAGAUGGUGGUAAAAUGUCGAGGAUUAAUGAUAAUGAUACUAAAAUCAGGACACCGCCGAAAAGUUUGAAAAUUAAACUGCCUACUGUCACUGCUGAUGAUGAUAACGAGUCAGUGUCACCGCCGAGGCGCGCUGUUUCGGGGAAAAUUAAAAAUCUCAUGGGUAAAAUGGGGGAUCUUAAAAUUCUAUCGCCCACUGACACUCCUCUGACCUGGAGAAAGGCAGCUGGGGAGAAUAAUAAGGUUGAUUCGGAAAAUGAUAACACGCCGGAUCGUGAUAGCGAGGAUGGAAGCUCGAUCAGUGUACCGAGUACUAAAUCUCCGACAAUUUUGUCUGAUGAAAACAUUAAUACAAAUGUAUCAUUGUCUCCUUCUAUCGAAACUGAAACUGCCGUGAGCUUCGAUGUUCCAGCCCAAGCUGAACCUUUGACAAUUAAAGGCUCUAAGAUUUUACAAAACCGUGCUCGCAUUCCUGUUAAGCGGCGACCUCAGAGCAGACAAGCCCGUCAAACGGCACUGAGAACAAGUGGCCUAGAUUUCGAUGCAGUCGAUACGGCUGGCUCCGUAGCAUUUGACUCAAACAAUUCAGCUAGUUCAACCACGGAAACUAAGACGAGAAGUGCCGAUGAUAGCCGUGACGAGGGAGUUGUCAAAAAUAAACAUUAUCUGAACUUAACAACAACAGACGACCGUUCGGAAAUGAGCCUCAGCAAAGACGGUUCAAUAAGUACCACAAAAAACACAUUGCUGUCGCCAUCGACCGACGAGGAAGAUUUAUUCGAUGUGCCGCCUGACUUACCCGAAGAUCCACCUAAAGAAGACAGUCUGUUUGACCAAGCGCCGAUUCUCUCGCCUGUCCAAGCUCGCAGGUCUAAAACUCAUUUUGAUAAUAAAUCACACUCUUCCUAUUCAGUUAACAAAUCAAAAGUCGAGAGUAAAAAUGAAGUAAAAGAAGCUCAUAAAGAAGAAGAUAAAUCCCUAUCAGCUCCUAUCGAUCCACUGCGUGAUGACAAUCAUGAUCCUUUAAAAGAUCCUAGUCAAUUGUUUGCGUUCGUAACUAAAACUCCGUCUCCGGAGAAAGGUCAGGGUUUGUUAUUCGAUGAAGACGACAGUCUAUUCAGUAGCACUAAAAAUGAAGCUUCUAUUAGUGAGUCUAAUAAAAAAUCACCGCUGGAUUUAUUUGACGAUGACUCAACUAGUGAUUUAUUCUCUGGUCCUUUUGCAAAGCCAGUUAAAAAACCAGCUAGUGCUGUUAAGAGCAGCUUGUUUAAUGAUUUUGACAGUGAAGAUGAUGAGACUGAGGACUUGUUUGCUUCAAUGUCUAGUAGGAAAAGUAAUCAGAGCAAAUCUGAAUUUUCUGACACUGAAACAAGUGCUAAGGGUAAUAAUAAUAAACAAGCCGACGGUUUUGAGGAUGAUGAAGAUAAUGAAGAAGAAUUGUUUUUUGAUGCCAGUGAAAAACCUUCUUCGGACUCUAGCAAAGGUGACCAGUCUCCAGCGGUGACUAGCGUUACUGCUGCUAGUGUUGAUGCUAGUAGUAAAAAAACUAAGUUAGAAGAUAUUUUCGGUAAUCAGUCUAGUGGCGAAGAUGAUAUCUUCUUCACGAAAAAACCUAUCGCCAAAGAAAAAGCCAGCUCUUUUUUUUCAAACGAAGGCGAGAGCGACGAUGACUUGUUUGCAAUAAAACCCGCGGCUGGAUUAGCCGGAUUGUCUCAGUCUGCGGAUAAGCCGGUUAAAAAAUCUGUUACUAGAGAUUUAAAAAAAACCGCUGAAGCUAUCAGUGAAGACCCACUCAGUAUACUUCAUGAUGAUUAAUUUAUUAUCAGUAUAAAUAUACAAUUGUGGUCAUUAAUUUUUAAGUAUGUUUUUAAGUUUACUGGAAAAUGGCCAUUUGUAAACUCGAACGUUUAUAAACUAUAAAUUUGAAAAUUAUUUGAUAAUGUCAUUUGCAAAAUUAGUCAAAAAUAAAAAAUGAUAUUAAUGAAAUUAGCGAAUUUUGAAAAUUUCACCAAAUAUAAAUUCAAUCAUUUAUGAAAUAGCGAAAAACAAAAAUCUGUGGUUAGGUGAAUUUAGCCAAUUCUUAUUGUAGAAACUUGUAAAAUUAGCCGAUUGUAAACUUUGUGAAUUGUAAAAUUAACCGUUUUUAAACUUCUUAUAACUUUUGAAUGGGUUGGUCGAAUCUGCUCUAAUUUUCAGAAAAACUAAAUUUAUGGAAAUCCUUUUAGGUAACUCAAAUCGUUUUUUGAUCCGUCGAUCUGUUCAAGAAUUAAGAGAGAUAUAGAAACGGCUAAUUUUAUAAGUUUCUGCAAUAAGUAUUGGCUAAAUUCACCUAGCUACAGAUUUUUGUUUUUUGCUAUUUUAUAAAUGACUGAAUUUAUGUUUAAGCUAUAUUAAUUAUUAUUUGGUUAAAUUUCUAUUUUACUAAUUUCAUUAAUAUCAUUUUUUAUUUUCAGUUAAUGCCACAAAUGACAUUAUCAACUGAUUUCCAAAUUUAGAGUUAAUAAACGUUGUAGUUUA